AUAUAAACCAGGUUGAGGGUAAUGGAGUCUCGGUUCUCACUUCGCCGUGUCUUCUUCCCCAAGUAGCUUCUCCUCUUCGAUCCGUGCGGCUAUGGAAGUGGAUCUGCCUGCCGAUCUCGCUCCUCUUCUCCACGCGGCCUCCGAGUUCGCUUCCUAUCCCGGAUUGCAAAACGAUGCUUCUGUCAAGGAAUUCCUCGAUCGGUUCCCCCUUCAUGUAUUAUUAAGUGUUUUGCAAAGGAAUGCAGAUGUUAAUGGAGUUGAAGAUACUCUUGUUUCUUGUUUGGAUAAAAUAUUCAGGACAAGUUACGGAGCUUCUCUGCUCCCGGACUACUCCCAAUUUAUACAAGCAGGGCUUCAGGCAAAUUCACAGUUUAUUAGAUGUUUGUCUUGCAAAGCAGUAUCUUAUCUUUUGGAGAACAGCAGCAAUGUGGUUUCUUCUCUACAGGUUAUUAUUGAGUACAAUAUCUAUCCACUUCUGCUUACGUGCUUAGUUCAUGGAGAUGAAAAAACUUCAGCAGCUUCUCUUGGAGCAAUUCAAAGUAUUGCUAAAUUUCCUGAGGGCAUUAGCAUCAUUUUUCCAACGGAUGGUGAAGAGUAUUCAUUGAUCAAGAAUAUAGCUGCCCAGUCUUCUUCAGUGGCACGAACACGAAUCUUAGCUCUCUUGGCAAAGCUAUUCUCUCUUUCUAGUACUGUAGCAUCUGCAAUUUACAGCUCAAACCUACUUAACUUGUUUGAGAUAGAAAUCAACAAUGGGAAUGAUAUGUUGGCAACUCUGAGUGCUUUGGAGAUUUUGAAUGAGUUAGUGGAGUCUCCUCACAGUAGCAUGUUCUUAUUGAGGACAACUUUAUUUCAGUUAUUAACUAAUAUGAUCAGCAAUUCAUCAGUUGAUUCAAUCUUACGAUCAAGAGCAGCUUUGAUUAGUGGAAGGAUUCUUUCUUCAUCCGAGGCCUAUGCAGCUGUUAAUAUAUCAAGUGUUACAGCCCUUCUUGAGGCCAUUGAUAGAAGACUAAAAGUACUUGGUAGUCAAAAUACUGAUGAGUCUGAAAGUGCCUUGGAAGCAUUGGGCAUGACGGGAGCAACAAAUCAAGGAGCAAACCUCUUACUGGCAAGCUCAUCUUCUGUAGCAGCCCAUGUGGUAGAGUCUGCUUUUGACCGUCAUAGUAGAGGCAAACAGCUGGCUGGUCUGCAUGCUCUGGCUACCAUAUGUGGAGCUGACCGAUCAGAAAAUAGCAGGGUACUGGAUGAUAAGGCUGAGGAAAAUCUUAGGCGUCUCAUCUAUACUGCUGCUGCAAACACACCAAAACUUAAACCAUCAGGAUUAUUUCUCUCCGCACUAAAACAGGAACCAGAAAUCAGAUUGGCUGGAUAUAGAUUGGUUUCUGCCUUGGUUGCUCGGCGUUGGAGUUUGACAGAGGUUUGCUCAGAACCAGAGAUUAUUGAUAUCGUGACUGAUGCAAAGAUUGAGACUGCAAAAAAUGGCAUGGAUGCUCGAUAUGAAUGUUGUGCCUCUAUCAGCAAAGCUCUGUUGUCGUCAAAUCUGCUCCAUGAUGCUGCCUUUGCCGACAUAGCAGGAAAGUUGCAGGGAGCCGUUAGAAGGGGGCCAUAUCUCACUAAAGAGCGCCAGGAAGCCCAGCCACUUGUUAUGACGGCCGAACGAUUUUGAGUCAACUAUUACAACAUGCUUCUAAACACAAGUACUACUUAGACAUGUACUCAUGGUUAUAGUUUUUUCAUCGCCAAACUAAUUUUCUUUUUGUUUGUUGGUUGUAUCCAAACAGAUACCAGCUAAUUCUUGUGCACACGGACUACCUGAUUUCCAGUA
This is a messenger RNA of Zingiber officinale, 1822 nucleotides long. RefSeq lists its product as uncharacterized. Lineage: Eukaryota; Viridiplantae; Streptophyta; Magnoliopsida; Zingiberales; Zingiberaceae. The transcript has 17 exons. The record is from RefSeq and is a predicted model, not a curated record. Gene Ontology annotation, biological process: proteasome assembly. Gene Ontology annotation, cellular component: cytosol. Bases 92 to 1663 code for a protein of 523 amino acids.